This is a messenger RNA of Pogoniulus pusillus (Red-fronted tinkerbird), 1490 nucleotides long. RefSeq names its product inositol hexakisphosphate kinase 3 (gene IP6K3). Gene Ontology annotation, biological process: inositol phosphate biosynthetic process; phosphatidylinositol phosphate biosynthetic process. The record is from RefSeq and is a predicted model, not a curated record. Gene Ontology annotation, molecular function: inositol hexakisphosphate kinase activity. Lineage: Eukaryota; Metazoa; Chordata; Aves; Piciformes; Lybiidae. Gene Ontology annotation, cellular component: cytoplasm; nucleus.
AUGGUGGGGCAGAGCCCUCUGGAGCCCGGCGAGAGCAGGGCCGCGGUGCUGCUGGAGCCCUUCGUGCACCAGGUGGGAGGCCACAUGAGCAUGCUGCAGUACGACGAGACCACGGUCUGCAAGCCGCUGGUGUCGCAGGAGCUCAGCUUCUACGAGUCGCUGCCCCUGGCCAUGAGGCAGUUCACUCCCCAGUACAAGGGCAUUGUUUCAGUGCACCUCAAAAGGGACAGCUGUGGCAACCUGGCACUGCUUGCCAGCCCCAGCCUGCAGGCAGAGAGCUGUGGGCGGCAGGAGGGCGCGGGGGGGGACCCCUCGGUGGCCAUGAGGCACAGGCACAGGAGGGCUGCUGGCAGCGACUGCACCGUUCUCAAGUGGAGCCACUCACAGCUCACCAAGAGCUUCAGAGACAGCUGCCCGGGGAAGAUGCUGCUGAGGACAGACCUUCAGUACUGCACAGAUCCGCUGCUGGAGGACAAAAAUGGGAACCAGCCAGAGGGAAAGAGCCACAACCCCUGGGGGCUGCACUGCCACCGGCAGCAGCUGAGCCGCCUGUCCAAGCACAACGAGAACAAAUUGCACCAGUUUCUGCUGCUGGAGAAUGUGGUCUCCAGGUACAGCUACCCCUGCAUCCUGGACCUGAAGAUGGGCACUCGGCAGCACGGGGACGACGCGUCCGAGGAGAAGAAGGCUCGGCACAUCCGCAAGUGCCAGCAGAGCACCUCCGCCUCCCUGGGCGUGCGCCUCUGCGGCAUGCAGGUCUACCAAGCAGACACUGGACACUUUCUCUGCAAGGACAAAUACUUCGGCAGGAAGCUCUCAGCGGAGGGCUUCAGGCAGACCCUGCGCCAGUUCCUGUGCGACGGGAACCGGCUGCGGACCGAGCUGCUGGAGCCGAUCGUGCUGCGCCUCAAGGCUCUGCUCUCCGUCAUCAGGAAGCAAAGCUCCUACCGCUUCUACUCCAGCUCACUCCUCAUCAUCUACGAUGGACAGGAGCACAAAGAGAGCACAGCAGCCCUGGGUAACCACCUUCACUUCCCCAGAACAAACUGCCCCCCCCCGCAGGGCGCUCAGCACCCCAGGGUCGACGUCCGCAUGAUCGACUUUGCCCACACCACCUUCAAAGGCUCCAAAUGCAACCACACCACCCACGAUGGCCCAGACCAGGGCUACAUGUUCGGCUUGGAGAACCUCAUCAAAAUCCUUCAGAGUCUCUCAGAAGGCAAAUGAUCCAUUCUGGGAAGUCCUCUGGAUUUCCUGGUGACCCCCAGCCCGAGGAGUCCUGCGCCAGGGCCCUUUCCUGGGCCCCUCCCAGCUGCUGGAUGUCAGCUGUGGGAUGAGGGCAGGGGCAGCUUGCUAGGAAAGCACCAACAAUGCCACUGCCAAGACUGAGCUGAAAAGCAAAGAGCUGAAGGAAUCUGCUCUGCCUGCCAUCAGUCAGGUGAUUUGUUUUCCUUCCUUGUUUUACUGCUGUCCUUAUUUGGGAGCCACAA